Messenger RNA from Scomber japonicus (chub mackerel), 5702 nucleotides. RefSeq names its product regulatory associated protein of MTOR, complex 1 (gene rptor). The transcript is spliced from 36 exons. Gene Ontology annotation, cellular component: TORC1 complex; cytoplasm. NCBI's taxonomy places the organism in Eukaryota, Metazoa, Chordata, Actinopteri, Scombriformes, Scombridae. The record is from RefSeq and is a predicted model, not a curated record. Gene Ontology annotation, biological process: regulation of autophagy; cellular response to amino acid stimulus; cellular response to starvation. Bases 691 to 4767 code for a protein of 1358 amino acids. Gene Ontology annotation, molecular function: protein-macromolecule adaptor activity; protein binding.
GCUAUGUUAUGCAGAUACAGCAGAUAUUACUGAGCUUUUAAAUAUAGGCCUAUUAUGCAGAGUCAGUAUAUAUUAGUGGGUUUUUACAUAUAUUACGCAGACUUACUAUGUGUGGGUUUUUUUGAAUUUGUGUGUCUGUGUGUGUAUGUGCGCGCGUGUCGCAGGAACAACAGCAGUGACGUUUUCAUGACAGCCUCGCGCAGCUCCAACAGUGCAUUCUGGGUCCAACCCAAGAUGGCUGCGCCCUUGCAGAAGUGCUGAAGCAGUGCCUCUCCGGAGAAAUUCUCGGGGAUUAUUUGAGACAUUUCCGCGGUAACCGUCGCGAGAAUCCGCCGAGCGGCCACGCCGGUUUGUAGUAGAACACCGUAGCACCGCAGUCAUCGAUAAGCACGGCCCGUGCCUCGUGUGGCUGUGGCAGACUGUCCGCGUGAAGAUGGGCCUGGUCUCGAGCCGCUUCCCAUAGCGUCGCGCGGCGCGGAGAGGAGCCGCACGUUCCCCUGCAAACACGCGCCUGUGCAGCUCGGGUUUGACGGCUUUGACAUACUGUACCGCCUGUGGACGCUGCCCUACAACCUCCUGACCAGGAUAGUCUGUGCCACCGUGUCUAUCAUCGUCCGGAGAAGGAGAGCGUCCCCGGCCCGGGCUGACCCCGACACCGAUACCGACACCGCUACAGCUCCGAGGGCCCUGAUGAAAAUGGACUCAGACUUGCUUCACUCCCCAGCCGUGGGCCUCGCUGAGGAGGAGGAGGCCGACAUGAACGACUGGAAGCUCCCGCUGGCCUUCAUGAAGAAGCGGCACUCGGAGAAGAUCGAGGGCUCCAAGGCCUUAGCGCAGAGCUGGAGGAUGAAGGACAGGAUGAAGACUGUGAGCGUAGCACUGGUGUUGUGCCUCAAUGUGGGAGUGGACCCUCCUGAUGUAGUCAAGACGUCCCCCUGCGCCAGACUGGAGUGCUGGAUAGAUCCUCUGUCGAUGAGUCCACAGAAAGCCCUGGAGACCAUCGGGGCCAACCUUCAGAAGCAAUAUGAAAACUGGCAGCCCAGGGCUCGUUACAAACAGAGCCUGGACCCCACGGUGGACGAGGUGAAGAAGCUGUGCACGUCCCUGAGACGCAACGCCAAAGAGGAGCGAGUCCUCUUCCACUACAACGGCCACGGAGUGCCGCGACCCACCGUUAAUGGAGAGAUCUGGGUUUUUAAUAAGAACUACACCCAGUACAUCCCGCUGUCCAUCUACGACCUGCAGACGUGGAUGGGGAGCCCGUCCAUUUUCGUCUACGACUGCUCCAACGCGGGAAUCAUCGUCAAGUCCUUCAAACAGUUCGCCCUGCAGAGAGAGCAGGAGCUGGAGGUGGCAGCCAUCAACCCGAGCCACCCGCUGGCCCAGAUGCCCCUCCCUCCCUCCAUGAAGAACUGCAUCCAACUGGCUGCCUGCGAGGCCAGCGAGCUGCUACCCAUGAACCCCGACCUCCCUGCUGACCUGUUCACCUCCUGCCUCACAACACCCAUCAAGAUCGCCCUCCGGUGGUUUUGUAUGCAGAAGAGUGCCAAGCUGGUGCCAGGGGUGACGUUAGACCUCAUCGAGAAGAUCCCUGGCAGGCUCAACGACAGGCGCACUCCCCUCGGAGAGCUCAACUGGAUCUUCACCGCCAUCACUGACACCAUCGCCUGGAAUGUGCUGCCCAGAGAUUUGUUCCAGAAGUUGUUUCGUCAGGACCUGCUGGUGGCCAGCUUGUUCCGCAAUUUCCUGUUAGCGGAGAGGAUAAUGAGGUCAUACAACUGCACACCGGUCAGCAGUCCACGUCUUCCCCCUACAUACAUGCACGCCAUGUGGCAAGCGUGGGACCUGGCUGUGGACAUCUGCCUCUCUCAGUUGCCUACCAUCAUCGAGGAGGGCACCGCCUUCAGACACAGUCCUUUCUUCGCAGAACAGCUGACAGCAUUUCAGGUGUGGUUGACGAUGGGUGUGGAGAACAGAAACCCCCCUGAGCAGCUCCCUAUUGUACUGCAGGUCCUCCUGAGUCAGGUGCAUCGGCUGCGGGCUCUAGACCUCCUCGGACGGUUUCUGGACCUAGGACCAUGGGCCGUCAGUCUGGCCCUGUCUGUAGGGAUCUUCCCCUACGUGUUGAAGCUGCUUCAGAGCUCAGCCAGAGAGCUGCGGCCACUGCUGGUUUUUAUCUGGGCCAAAAUCCUGGCUGUGGACAGUUCGUGUCAAGCCGACUUAGUGAAAGACAACGGUCACAAGUACUUCCUGUCAGUGUUGGCUGACAAUUACAUGCCAGCUGAGCAUCGGACCAUGGCUGUCUUCAUAUUAGCUGUCAUUGUCAACAGCUACAACACAGGACAGGAGGCCUGUCUGCAGGGCAACCUAAUAGCCAACUGCCUGGAGCAGCUGUCGGACCCCCACCCCCUGCUCCGCCAGUGGGUGGCUAUCUGCCUGGGCCGCAUCUGGCAGAACUUCGACCCGGCACGCUGGUGCGGAGUCCGGGACAGCGCCCACGAGAAGCUGUACACCCUCCUGUCAGAUCCCAUCCCCGAGGUGAGAUGCGCGGCCGUCUUCGCUCUGGGAACGUUCGUGGGAAACUCAGCCGAGAGGACGGACCACUCCACCACCAUCGACCACAACGUUGCCAUGAUGCUCGCCCAGCUCAUCAACGACGGCAGCCCCGUUGUCCGCAAGGAGCUGGUGGUAGCACUGAGUCACCUCGUGGUCCAGUAUGAAAGCAACUUCUGCACAGUAGCCCUGCAGUUUAUAGAAGAGGAGAAGAACUACACGGUGCCGUCGCCAGCCAACACUGCAGAGCCUGGUAACCUGACUCCAGUGAGGGACAGCCCAGCCAUCCCACGCCUGCGAUCGGUCAACUCCUACACCAACAUCCGAACUGCCACCACCGCCCGCAACCUGAACAAGAGCCUGCAGAACCUCAACCUCAACGAAGAGGGUGGACCGGCAGCCUUCUCUCCUGGUAACUUGAGCACCAGCAGCAGUGCCAGCAGCACCCUGGGGAGCCCCGACAACGACGAGUACAUCCUGUCCUUCGAAACCAUCGACAAAAUGAGACGAGUGUCUUCAUAUUCGUCCCUCAACUCCCUCAUAGGUGUGUCCUUCAACAGUGUUUACACUCAGAUCUGGAGAGUGCUGCUACAUCUCGCUGCAGACCCUUUCCCCGAAGUGUCUGAUCUGGCCAUGAAGGUCCUUAACAGCAUCGCCUACAAGGCGACCAUGAACGCUCGGCCUCAGAGGAUCCUGGACUCUGGAUCUCUCACCCAGUCGGCCCCGGCCAGCCCCACCAGCAAGGGCACGCACAUCCACCAGGCCGGUGGUUCUCCUCCCAUGCCCAGCACCAGCAGCUCCAGCCUGACCAACGAGGUGCCCAAACCCCCCACCAGAGAGCAGCCGGCCACACGCCCCCCUUACACACCCACACUGGGAGGACAGGCGCCCCACUCCCACCAAUUCCCCCGCACCCGAAAGAUGUUUGACAAGGGACCCGAGCAGGCAGCUGAGGAUGGGGACGAUCCAGGUGGUCACAGGAACUACAUCAGCGCAGCCCUCCAGACGGGUCUGUGUGAUUGGAGCGCCAAGUAUUUUGCUCAGCCAGUCAUGAAGAUCCCAGAGGAGCAUGACCUGGAGAGUCAGGUGAGGAUGGAGCGGCAGUGGAGGUUCCUGAGAAACGCUCGUGUGAGAAGGCACAGCCGGAGCAUCACACAAAGAGGUGUCUCCCGUCUAGAUGAUCAAAUAUUCAUCAACCGCAACCCUGGCGUGCCGUCUGUCGUGAAGUUCCAUCCCUUCAACACCUGCAUCGCUGUGGCCGACAAGGACAGCAUCUGUUUUUGGGACUGGGAAAAGGGCGAGAGGCUGGACUACUUCUACAACGGGAACCCUCGCUACACCCGCAUCACGUCCAUGGAGUACCUGAACGGACACGACUGUUCAUUACUGCUCACCGCAACAGAUGAUGGAGCGCUGCGUAUCUGGAAGAAUUUCGCUGACCAGAAGAAUCCAGAGAUGGUGACGGCAUGGCAGGGCCUUUCUGACAUGCUGCCCACUACCAGAGGUCAGCCCUCCACCAGCGCUCACAGUCUGGCCAGAAGGGUCUCCAUCUAUCUUGACAGGAGUAAGCAAGGAGGUGCAGGCAUGGUUGUGGACUGGGAGCAGGAGACUGGGCUCCUCAUGACGUCCGGAGAUGUUCGAGUCAUCAGGAUCUGGGACACUGACAGAGAGAUGAAAGUCCAGGACAUCCCGACAGGAGCAGACAGCUGUGUGACCAGCCUGUCAUGUGACUCCCAGCGCUCGCUCAUCGUCGCCGGUCUCGGUGACGGUUCUGUACGUGUCUUCGACAGGAGAAUGGGUCCCAAUGAAUGUCGGGUGAUGACCUACAGAGAGCACGGAGCCUGGGUAGUGAAAGCUCAUCUACAGAAGGAGACAGAUGGACAUAUUAUCAGUGUCAGCGUUAACGGAGACGUUCGAUUCUUUGAACCGCGGACACCGGACUCCAUUAACGUGCUGCAGACGGUGAAGGGGUUAACAGCCCUGGACAUCCACCCGCAGGCUAACCUGUUCGCCUGUGGAUCGAUGAAUCAGUUCAUAGCGGUCUACAACGCAAACGGCGAUGUGAUCAGCAACAUAAAGUACUACGAUGGCUUCAUGGGACAAAGGAUCGGGGCCAUCAGCUGUUUAGCUUUCCAUCCUCACUGGCCCCACCUGGCAGUAGGCAGCAACGACUACUACAUGUCCAUCUAUUCAGCAGAGAAGAGGCUCAGAUAACACACCAGCAUUCAUCACCCCCCUCCUCCUUCUCCUCCACCAAACCACCCACCUCACCCUCUCUCUUCCCACCAAAACCACGACAUAUGACUUCUGACCCUGGGCCUCGAGCGCCCGGAUGUAAAUGACGUUUUUGUUGUAAAUAUGCAAUUAGCACCCUGAAUGUUCUAGUGAUGGCUGCUGACAAAAACUCAUGCUACGAACGACUAUAUAUAUAUUAUUAUUAUUAUUAUUAUUAUUAUUCUCAUUGUUUAUUCAUAUUCUUAUUAUGAAGCUAAUGAUUGUAGACUUGGCUGUGCUGAGGAGUGUGUAUAUUUAAAUAGCGUAUACAGAAGAAGAGAGGUUCUAUUUUAAAAAAAAGAAGUGGUACCCGCCGAUCACUGGGGCUCUUCGUCGCCUCGCAGCGAGCAUCACUACCUGUAAAAUGAACUGUGACACACAUACCCCCCCCCACCCCCCCUUUCUUCCAACCAGAUGUGUGGGCGAGGGGGAGGGAAUAUCGCCCCCCAGUGGACAAUACACACGCACACUGUUAUAAACACAUUCACUGGUGCAGGAAACAAGGACCUACCCUCUGCUGGAGCGCAGUGUGUUUACCAAUUCAUUUAAAACGGCCGACGGACACACAGUGUUGCUAUUGGCUGCACCGCCUCCAACACACACCCAGAGACGCUGGACUGGGGUCGUUUUUUUUUUGUUUUUUUUUGCCCAACAUGUCAACACAAGGCAGACGUGAUGAGUGUUUGUUUGUGUGUGCUUGUGUGUGUGUGUGUGCUUGUGUGUGUGUGUGUGUGUGUGUGUGUGUGUGUGUGUGUUUGUGUUUGUGUUUGUGUGUGUGUGUGUGUGUGUGUGUGUGUGUGUGUGUGUGUGUUACAGUGGAUUAUAGCACAGUUGUGCCCCACAGUGGGACUUUAUAGCCUUGGACUUUAAGUGAU